AUGUUCUCAACUAAACGGCAAGCCACCGCUGCAGGGCCAACACCAUGCCUAGUCACUAAAGCUUUGGUGAUUGUCUCUGUCAUUUUCCCCGUUCUAUCACUUGCAGCGACAGCUCUCCGCUUUAAAGCGAGAGGAAUGCAACGCGCGAAACUACUUGCGGAUGAUUGGUGGAUGGUCGCAUCAUGGAUUUUAGCCUUCUUUUUAAGUAUCGAUAUUUGGGUUUUCGGCUCACUCACUGGUCUCGACUACUACAAGAUCGACCCUCUCAGGGGGACCACAUUGUCACUUCAGUGCUUAUACGUAGCUUCCAUUCUUACCUUGCCGGCUUUGACCUCAGUCAAGAUUGCCAUUCUACUUUUCUAUAAGCGAGUUUUCAACACGCCAAGGUUCAAAAUUGCUGUUUGGACCUUGGUAUCUAUUCUUCCCUGUUGGUGCAUCAUUUUCCUCCUCUUGACGGCUUUGCAGGGCGACCCGCUCGACUCUCCGUGGAAACUUGACACUGGAAGGUUCCGCUACAACGUCGCAACUGUAGGAUAUGCCCAAGUCGGCUCCAGCAUCGCCUUAGACUUUCUUGUGUUGUGUCUCCCACUCCCCCUCAUAUCGAGACUUCAAAUGGCCUUCACGCGGAAGAUAUCCGUCUCGCUUAUCUUCUGGCUGGGAAUCUUUUGCUGCGUCGCAUCCAUUGUACGAGUGGUACUCCUCGUACAAUCUCUAUCUUCGGUUAUUCAAGCCAAGGAUGCUAUUGCAAUUCAAUCCAAGCAAUUCGUCUUCCUCCUCAUCGAACCACACUGCUCCAUAAUCGCCGGUUGCCUCCCAUGCUACGGGUCCCUUCUUGCUAAGUUCGGUGGGUGCGCGCCCGAGUCCCUCGUGCGCAGCGUACGGUCCAUGAUAUCGCUCCAGAGCUGGGGUUCUCGCGGCUCCCGUGGGUCUCGAGGCAGCAAGAGCAAGACACAGAAAAGUACCGAUGCCCCCCCAGCGAAGAGUAGCCAGACGAGCCAUGAUGAAAGUCAGGUGGAGCUUACUAGUAGAUCGCAAUGGCCCGAUUCACACCAUGACGUACACGUUGUGGGGGGUCCGGGGAUGGAUGAGGAGUCGGGACCCGUGGUGGAUGACGGAAUUGUGCCGGCGAACCCGACGAAGGAAUCAAUCAAGGUCACAAAUGGUGUUGAGGUUUCAUACGUCUGA
Molecule: messenger RNA, 1185 nt
Organism: Hypoxylon trugodes
Lineage: Eukaryota; Fungi; Ascomycota; Sordariomycetes; Xylariales; Hypoxylaceae
Exons: 6
Coding region: 1-1185 (394 amino acids)
Source: RefSeq, a predicted model, not a curated record